Molecule: messenger RNA, 4103 nt
Organism: Daphnia carinata
Lineage: Eukaryota; Metazoa; Arthropoda; Branchiopoda; Diplostraca; Daphniidae
Product: homeobox protein Hox-B1a-like
Exons: 2
Coding region: 612-2309 (565 amino acids)
Biological process (GO): regulation of transcription by RNA polymerase II
Cellular component (GO): nucleus
Molecular function (GO): RNA polymerase II cis-regulatory region sequence-specific DNA binding; DNA-binding transcription factor activity, RNA polymerase II-specific
Source: RefSeq, a predicted model, not a curated record
UGCCCGCCUCAACUGCGGCAACACGGAAACCUCCACCCCAUUUCCCCACCGAAGGGAAAAAGAAGAAAACAAAAAAUACUGCUGGCCUGGCCCACGACGGCUGUUGGUAUCUAGUAUUCGUUCGUCGUAGUGUAACACGUACAGAGUCACGAGAUAGAGAGACUUGACUUUAGUUCCACAAAAACGCAUUUUUUUUUUUUGUGUUGUGUGUUUCAAAAUUUCUUUGUGCGCUGCAAAAGUUAAGCGAAACAGUUUUCGAACGGCGCUAAAAGUUUAAGUUUCUGUUUUGUUUAGUUUCAUCCAGAGUGUGCGAUGAGCCGGAUCAUCGAACUGCCACUUCAGUCUUGUUGUUGCCCAAGAGCAGCAACAAUAAAAAUCGUGCGGUGAAUCGCUUUAUCUUCCCCACUAUCAGAAGACAUAUCGACGUGUUUCCUGUAUGUGUCGUGUUUAUGUGAUGUGCUUCUAGUGCGAGGAAACAGAUGUUAUGACGUCAGUCUAAGUUGACCGGAAACGAAAAACAAAAAUAAAGACAGUCGAGUUCGAAGUGUAAAGGAAAGAAUUAAAACAAUCAAGACGUUAAACGUGCGCAAUUUCAAGAAACACACAAAAAAAUGAACGCCAACGUUCUUUACGGUGUUUGCAACGGUGACGGUGGCGUCGGAGUCGGUUACGGCUCGGCGUCCAAUUACGCCACCGAUUUGGCAGGAUCCGUCUAUGGCGGCGUUUACGGAAGCGGUUCCGUCAGUUCAAACAGCGGCGGAGGAUCGUCAGGCCAGGCCUCGACUCCCGAAUCGAGCGGCCCGACCGGUGGCGUCUUAGGCACCGUCGGCCCGCCACACUACCUAAGCCACCAACAGCAACAACAACACACCCCCGAUCCUCGUACACCUCCACUCACUCCGCACGAUCAACACACAAACGCGGGACUCCUUCAAACAGAUGUCGGAUCGGGAUCGGGAAACGGACUUUCCUACACUAAUUUAGACGCAAACGGCUACGCCACGGCAGCAGCAGCAGCCGCCGCCGCCGCCACAGCCGCCGCUUCCUACCACCUGAGUCCGCACAGCGUGACGGGCAUGGGCCAGCACUCGAUAUCUUCAGUGUCCGUCGGUAACAGCAGUGCCUACCAAACGGAUUAUUCCGGCCAGCACCACGGCUCGCCCAACCAACACCACCAGCAGCAACUGCACCAACAACAACAGCAGCAACAUCACGCCCAGCAUCAGCACGGAAUACAACAGCAACAACAACAACAACAGCAGCAGCAGCAGCAACAGCAUCACCAUCACCACCACCAGGUCCAUCAUCAGAGUCAUCACGGACACCAUCACCAUCAUCCGCACCACGGACACCACCAGGUCCAUCCGGCCAUGACGGGCCACGUCGACGGCAGCGUCGGCAUCAACGGCCUAUCGGCGGCCGCCGUGGCCAUCCCGACGGGCGCAACGGCCGGCUACGGCUACCCGGACGUCACCCAGUACGGAGCUCGCACUCAUCCGGCAGCAGCGGCUGGGCAUUUUAGUUCAUCUGUUGGACCGUACGGCGUCGGCGGGCCGUCACUUCGUGACCAAUGCCAGGUCAACGGCAUGCUCAACUUGGUAGGACUUGGAGCGGCCGCAGCGGCGGCUGCCCAGGGCCAGCACCCUGGCCAACACCACAAUCAACUUCAGGGGCAGAGUGGUGGAGGUGGCGGUGGCAACGGCGGAGGUGUCCAACCCAAUCUCAAUCACCCCGUCCAGCAACAACAAUCUAACGUUCCAACCUACAAAUGGAUGCAAGUCAAACGGAAUGUACCCAAACCCGUUCCUCGACCAGAAUAUGGAUUCGGAGGUAGCAGUCCGAACUGCGGCAACGGUGUUGGAGGAUUGGUUGGCGGAAUGGGCAGCGGUUUGCCUAGCGGUUUAGGAGGCCUCGGAGGCGGCGGUGGAGUUGGAAGUCCUGGUGGAGGCGGAGGUAACGGUAGCGUCAGCGGCUUAGGAAGCCUCGGCGGAGCCAACAACACUGGCCGGACCAACUUUACCACCAAACAGCUGACCGAGUUGGAGAAAGAGUUCCACUUCAACAAAUACCUGACGCGGGCGCGGCGGAUCGAGAUCGCGGCCGCUCUCCAGCUCAACGAGACGCAGGUCAAGAUCUGGUUCCAAAACAGACGGAUGAAACAAAAGAAACGGAUGAAGGAGGGACUCAUCCCACCAGAACCGGCACUUUCGUGCACAUCACCAUCGGCACCGUCGCCCGUCACCGAUUCCGAGAGCAACGCCAGCGGUGGCGCACCCUCUAAGAGCGAAUCACCGCCUACGCCUCUCUAACAAUCCCAACACGAAUUUCGAUCAUUUCUUUUUUCUUUCAUCACGCACCCAAAAUAGAAAACUUCAACGUUAAAAUGGGAAAAAAAACAAUAUAUAAAUAUAUAUAUAAUAUAAAAGCUCGACCCAUUCACUAAUUCUAUCGUCUAAUCCCAAUCCUCUAAAACAAAAAAUAAUUCAAUAAAAAAUGUUCAGCACAUGCAAGAGAUACACUCUGAUCGAUUUAAGCAAUUCCCUGCCACAUACACAGCAAAUGAGAUUCCUAAUUUUGUUUUGCAAUUUUUUUUUUGUGGUUGGGGAUUCCUGUUUAUUAUUUUGUACCGGUAUCAUAUUUUUCGUGGAGAAAAAAAAAAAAAAUAACAAUCACAAACCCCUUCCGUUUUUUUAUAUCGAUAAAAAAAAUGAUCGAUAGACGCAAGAAACGCGGAACAAUUCCCAGAUAAAUCCAACACACAUUAUCUCUUUUUUUUUCUUUUGCAUGUAAAAACAAUCCUAGUCUUUUGGGGUUCACUUUUCCUCUUCUUUCAACUUUUCUUUUUUUUUUCGAUUUUUGACAACAACAAAAAGAAAGACGUACAAAAAGAAAACUUGUACCACCUCCGGCAUAAUAACCAUUUGAAAAACAAAGAGCCUAAAAGAUAAUGUUUCACAAUAAUUCUUAUCUCUUUUUCAGUUUCGAAAAAAAUUAAAGAGAUAAUUUUCAAAGUUUGUUGUUAAUCAGACAACGUCCGGUUCUCUUUUCUUUUUCAACAACUAAGACCCUUUCCUUCAGUUGGAAAAGAAAAAAGAAAAAUUGUUUUGUUUCUCUUCCCCUGCACCACAUCGCUAUUUUGCGUUUUCCAUUUUUUCUUUUUGACACCUGUUUCUAACAAAAAAUUGCCCAUGCGCUUUUUUUUCGUGUGUGCGAGUGCUUUUGAAAUGACGAAACCAAAUACUCCCCCUACCCCCCUAAAAUCACCAAACGAGAUAUUAUUGUACGACACGAGGACAAAAAGAAAAAAAAAAGAAAAACUUUGAAAAAAAAAUUUAUGCAACACCACAACCUUGUGUAACCUUGACUGCGUGCAAAAACAAAAAUUCUUUGUAAACACCAUGUUAUGCUAUUGGCUCACUAUACUAAAAACAAAAAGAGAUUAAGAGAGAUUGAACAUUCCUUCUAUAUACUUGUGUGUAUGUCUCUCGUGUGUCUUGGUUAUAUACCCUCUGAUAAAAUUACUCGACUAUUAUGACCCACCACUCACAGACGAAACCAUUAGAAAAAAAAUGGAGAAUUUUUUUUACCAAUUUUUCAAAAAAAAACAAUCUAUCUUUUUCUUUCUUUUCGUAUAUCUUGUGUUUUUAAAACUUGUAUAUAAACUGAAAUUAUCUUUCCUUCUGACAUAAAGGCAAAAAAAAAAAAAAAACAAACAAAAACAGAACAAAAAAAAUACCACACCAUGUACCGUAUAUGUAUCAUGUUGUAAUAUGAUGUAAUGUAUAACAAAAGCAUCCAAGCCGGUAUUACUAUGUAUUAUCAUCAAGCGAGAUAGUAUUCAUUGCAAUGAUUUUUUUUCCUGAUUUUAAUUUCGUUUUCGUUUGUUUUUCUACUUUUUUUUUUUUCUACGGGAGGAAAAUUUAUUCCAUCUAUUUAAAAAAAAAAAAAAGACUCCUUUGUUUCUUUAGUUAGAAAAAAACAAAAGGGCGCAAACUCGACACACGAAAAAAAAAUAAGAGCACCUUGUAUAUCUUUCCUUGAGCCCUGUCAAUCGCCCUCCCACCCCCCUAAAAUAAUGGAAAACAAAAACAAAACACGAGAAA